Dioszegia hungarica is the source of this 1434-nucleotide messenger RNA. Its product is annotated as Ribokinase-like protein. The transcript is spliced from 6 exons. Bases 1 to 1434 code for a protein of 477 amino acids. The record is from RefSeq and is a predicted model, not a curated record. Lineage: Eukaryota; Fungi; Basidiomycota; Tremellomycetes; Tremellales; Bulleribasidiaceae.
AUGAGUGCCUCUACAGCUGGACCAUCUAACUCCCGGGCAGCUACGGAGCCCCUGGGCGGCAGGGAUCUCUGUACGAAAGAGAACAUCUCCGCACCCAUCUUCGCCUCGAUAGGGACCGUCCUUGUCGACUGCUUCGACCCUGUUUCCCGCUCCAACGUCGCCAGCGUCACCCCAACAUCCACUCGCCCGCCCUCUCCCACCUCGGACAUACUCCCCUCCCUCCGCCUCCUCUCCCUGAGCGUGGGCAAGCCCUCAGGCGGCGCAUCAGGCUCUAUCACACCUCAACGUAGCUUUUCCUCGGACGAUACCGACCCCUCCUCUUCCCUCUCCCUCGCGUCGUGCAGUAGCAGCGCGACCUCACACUCGGAGGAUGAGCCGCUCGAGGUGCUCGGCGGCGGGGCGCUGUACGCACUGAUAGGCGCCCGGAUAUGGCUGCCGGCCAAUAAGUGUCGGACGCUCGUUGAUACUGCCGAAGGGAGGAGUGAUUUGGGGCCGGAUCUGGAGGCGGAGUUGGAGGGGUAUGGGCCGGGAUGUUGGGGAUAUCAAGAGGGAGAGGGGAGGAGGAUGAUUCGUGCGCGAAUACGAUAUGAGGGUACCGUCAGACUAUAUAAGCACCUAGUCCCUCCCCUUCCACGGCCAUUCUCCUCUCUCCUCUCUACACCUAUCGACGGCGCGCAGUACCUUCACAUCUCGCCGCCAUACUCACCAGAAAACGUCUUCCAGCUCUUGGCUGAGCAAAGGCAGGUGGAGGCUGGGUCAUCUGCUGGAAAGGGUUCUGUUGGCGGGAGCAGGACGUGGAGGCCAAAGAUCGUCUAUGAGCCGACGCCGCAGAGCUGUCAUGUUGGCCAGAAAGACUUCUUGGAGUCUAUCUUGCCUGAUCUGGAGAUCUUAUCACCCAAUCACGAAGAGCUGCUUUCACUGUAUGACCGGCCCCUCCUUCCUCUCUCCUCCCCGCUCCUCCGACCCACACUGGAGGAGAUCAUUACCCACAAUCUUCAGCUCGGCAUCGGUUCGGACGGGUCUGGAGCGGUCGUCGUCCGAUGCGGCAGCCUUGGCUCGGUAGUCGGGACGCGGAAAGGCGGGAUCAAGUGGGUCCCGGCGUACUGGGAUGAGGAGGAGGAGUGGCGGGUCAGGGGCGUCACUGGCGGCGGUAACUCUUAUCUCGGUGGCUUUAUCGCUGGUCUCGCAGCGUCCGCCGGCGACCCGUACGAGGCCGCACUGUACGGCACUGUCUCUGCCUCUUUUGUGGUGGAGCAAAUCGGCCUUCCUAGGCUCAGCACGAUCACCGACUCUGUCUCUUCUGACGACAAGGAGGAAGACCAGGGCUAUCGGUGGAAUGGGGAGGUUCCGGAGCUAAGAUUGGAAAAGCUGAGAAGGAGGGUGGCUGGGGAGAUCAUGAGGGAUUCGCCGGAUGUUGAUCUGGUGGAAAACUAA